Molecule: messenger RNA, 1641 nt
Organism: Cyclocybe aegerita
Lineage: Eukaryota; Fungi; Basidiomycota; Agaricomycetes; Agaricales; Hemipholiotaceae
Source: the annotation of a GenBank genome assembly
AUGUCUGCCUUGGAUGGUGUUUGCUUGGGCAUUUCGAGUAAUCCAGAUAUUUCUGGGCCUGGUGUACGGAUCGCGCUUUACCUCCAGUCCUUUCUUUCCGUUCUCCUCGUUCGUUUCUCGCCGAAGGAUGCGCCAGGAGCGUACUGGGCCAUGACAUCAACCGCCUUCUCGUUGAUCAUUUCGAGUAUCGUCACGUCAGCAAAGAAGGAGAUAUCCUUGCUGGAUGCGAUUGUCGUGGUGUACGUACUCCUACUCCCUGUUCUGGCUUCCGCGUUCGGUCUCUCAGAAGUUAUGGCACCUCCUCAAGGCAAGAACGCGACGCGAUCGGUGCACUCGCCCCUCCUCAUCAUCGCAAACUGGACGCGUUCCGUCUUCACAUACUCCUUCGCCCUCUACGUCUGGAUUGCCGCUCCAAAUUUUGGUUCAGACCCUCCCGAAUGCAACGAAGCCACUCGGCUGAUCUUCUUUGGUGCCAGUCUACCAGCCUUGGGGAGUGGACGAAUCCUCAGCCUCGCUGGCUGGGGUUUGUUUACCCUAUUGUUCAUUUGGAGGACAUUGAAGGGUGCCGGGACGAUUUUAAUCGCAUUCCAGGCGUUAUUCUCUUCCACUGCGAGUCAGGCACUGUUGAAGCCCAAGCAUCCUCCAAAGAAUGAGGUCCAUCGAGAGCUCGUCACGCGGACAGAUUUCGUGACAGGGAAAGUCACACAUGUGAAUCGUCUUUUCCGACCGAGACAAAUAUUUCAUGAAUUGGUGCAAGGAAUAGCAAGUCAGAUCCUAAGUUGGGCACCAUCUGGAACUGACCGGUGGUAUCGCGUUUAUGGCAAGACAAUUCUCAUCGGGUUUUUGGCUGCGUGGGCCAUUGUCAUGACCGAGUUGGAGUUGCUGCUCAAUAACUUGGAGGACAAUGUUAACAACGAGUGGGGCUUCGGUCAGAUCCUUCCCAUGCUCUUGACCAUUUCGCCCCUCUUCUCGCUGUACGAGUCGGUCCUAUCCCGCCGCUCGUCAGGUCCAGUGGACGAAACCCGCGUGCUCCGUUUUUCCAUCCGUCGCGCUCGAGGGCUGCAGCGUCCGUACUGCGAACUCGAUCCCUACCCACCCGAGGUGAUCGAGGAACUUCUUGAAGACGACGUGAAGAAAGCCCGGGCGCCGUCGCCCUUCGCUGUUGUGACAAUCGACGAACGAGAGAUGUACACGACGUUCGAGUGGGAGGACACGCACGACCCAGAGUGGGACGAAAGCUUUGACGUCAAGGUACGCGAUCUGUCGACGGUGGUCAUCCGGGUGUUCGACCGCAAGUGCAUCGAUCAAGGAUGGCCGUCGUUCAUAGGUUUUGUAACUGUCCUGCCAUUCUCAUUGCUGCCGCCACCCACGGAAGGGAUCCGAGAGGAGGAUCAACCUGCCAGUUCUCGGACUGACGUGCUCGAGAUACCACUAGUGCGAGAUGGGAAGACGGUCUCGUCGAUGACUGUGAGCAUUUCGCUGUCUACGGAUACGCGGUUCCCUCCCAGCCUGCCUGUGGUCCCUCCCGUGCUACAUGAGGAGGCAACGCACCUCCAACGACGGGUGGGCAUGGUCCAGUUCGGGAAUAAGAAAUGGGGCCGUAAGAAGGAGACGACGACGCACGUCUAUCAAAUGUCGUAG